AAAGAUGACGGUCCCUUACCUGAUGUUGAGGACACGGCCGCGCACCUCAGACUCAGGGCUCGCGGGGGAGAUGAAGGAGACCUGGAGUGGUAUCCUUGGCCUAAGAAGGGUCACGAAGUAUACUAUCCUAAACGCUGGAAGGAUCAGGAGUCCGAUGAUGUCAAGAACAAUCCGUUUGAACACCAUGCAUGCCACGUGUGGUGGUGGUCGUGGGUGGUGUUUGGGGCGGAUCGGGACACUUUGAACAUACCCGACGAAUACGAGCCAGCCCUGGCUGAGAGGUAUGGGUCUACCUUGGGCGCGUAUGUAGUCAUAUAUACGGCGAUACAUCGCGAGGUCUAAAACGUAGAGAAAAU
This is a messenger RNA of Sphaeroforma arctica JP610, 356 nucleotides long. RefSeq lists its product as hypothetical. The record is from RefSeq and is a predicted model, not a curated record. The transcript has a single exon. NCBI's taxonomy places the organism in Eukaryota, Ichthyosporea, Ichthyophonida. The annotation marks the transcript as partial.